CAGAUAUCCACGCAUUUCUCCAGUGUAGAUUAGUUCGCGCCUCCUCUCAGCCUUCGGACCACAAUCGAUUGGUUUUCUUCCGGGGAAUUAAAUCGUGCUUGAGCAGUACGAAUAUCAGGGGUUUCUGAGAUAUUCUACAUUGUCUUUUCAUCCUUUUUUUCUCCCCCCACCUUUUCCUUGUUUACGCACGCCAUGGAUGUCCCUGAGCCCGAACAGACUCCGUUCACCGCGGUGACUGCACAGACAUCGAAGCUCGCCAGAAAAUAUCAAACCCUUCUCGAUGCCUCGACGCCGUUCACUGCUUACCGCUGGAUCGGCACCGUCGUCCUUCUCAUUAUCUUCUUCCUAAGGAUCAUCCUAGCUCAGGGCUGGUACAUCGUCGCCUACACUCUCGGCAUCUACCUUCUGAACCUCUUCCUUCUCUUCCUUCAACCCAAGUUCGACCCUUCUCUCACUCAAGACGAAGGUCUCGAGGACGGCGACGCAGCUGCAUCCCUCCCCACCAAGCAGGACGACGAGUUCCGUCCGUUCAUCCGCCGUCUGCCGGAGUUCAAGUUCUGGGAGAGUGCCACUCGUGCCAUUGCCAUUGGGUUUAUCUGCAGCUGGUUCUCCGUCUUUGAUAUCCCCGUCUUCUGGCCUGUGCUCGUUGUGUACUGGAUUAUUCUGUUUGUUUUGACCAUGCGCCGACAGAUCCAGCAUAUGAUUAAGUACCGCUACGUGCCUUUCUCCUUCGGCAAGACUAAGUACGGACGGUCAUAAAAAUGGGAUUGCAUAGUCCGUUUCCCCAUGAUGAUUCUCGUGUUCGAUUGGGCGGGGCACUGCAGACCUGGCUUCUGCAUGUCUUUCCAGCUCGUCUCACUUUUUAAUUCGUCUAUUCUUGACAUGAUUAACGUGAUCUUGACCAAGCCGAAAAGCGGAUUGGAAAACAAAGGAAGAGGAUCCUGAUAUUAAUUAUUGACGAAUGACUGUUCAUGUGGUCGCCUUCAUGAACUGAUGUUUUCAUGUACAGAGUUAUAGUCUGCUUUUUUAUUCUCCUUCCUUUCCAUGUUUUUAAAACACUUAUUAUAUAUUUGUGGUUCUAGAUUGUGGCUGUAGUAUAAUUUUGCGCCAAUAGACCGAGAUGCUGCAUAUUCCUAUCUACUGUCAUAUAUAAAAAAGUCGAGGUCUGAUAAAGCCACCGUUAGCAAUCAUGCCUUGCAACAAGUCUAUUAUGGUCCAGUAUACAAAAUUACACCGUCUUUUAUUUCGAAUAUCAAUAGAAUGCCAAAAGAAAAAAGACCAGGUACUUUAAGGAGAAUCUCC
Molecule: messenger RNA, 1302 nt
Organism: Aspergillus pseudotamarii
Lineage: Eukaryota; Fungi; Ascomycota; Eurotiomycetes; Eurotiales; Aspergillaceae
Product: Rer1 family protein
Exons: 4
Coding region: 193-759 (188 amino acids)
Biological process (GO): retrograde vesicle-mediated transport, Golgi to endoplasmic reticulum; protein retention in ER lumen
Cellular component (GO): Golgi membrane
Source: RefSeq, a predicted model, not a curated record